CACGCCGACGAUCGGGGCCCCGGCGCACCACAGCAGCAGUCCCGGUGCCCCAGCCGCGUCACUGUCCUGGACCCCGCCCGGUUACCCGCUGCCUCUCCUCAGGACCGUAAUCAUGACGAUGCUCCAUCCCAAGCUUUGCAGCACAUAAGGAGACCACAGAACACCAGUCAGUGGUGAUGACAGACCCCGUGUUGGACUCACAGCCAACCAGCAACACUGGGGAGAUGGAUGGACUGUGCCCUGAGCUAUUGCUGAUCCCCCCAUCUCUCUCUAACCGUGGAAUCCUGGAGCCCGUCCAGAGCACCUGUCCUGCUGAGAACCCCACACCUUUGCCUGCUGACCCAGGCUGUCUACUGGUAGAGGCCACAGCAACUGAAGAGGACACAGGGAACAUGGAGAUCAUUGUGGAAGCAGUAACUGGAAACCUGUCCCCAGGUGCUCCUGGAGAGACCCCAGGUGUCCUGGUAAAGGUGGUGGAGGUGUACUUCUGUGAGCGCUGUGAGCAGAGCUUCGCAGAGCCCACUCUGCUGGCCCUGCACCAGUGCACUGAGACCCUUAUACAGCCUCUAGCGGACCUCUCUGGCCCCCCAUGCCCUGUAGAGCUGACCCCCAGCAACCUCCCUCUCUCUGGCCCUCCUCAGGGCCAGGGCCCACCAGAUAGCCCCCUGCCGUGCCCUGUGUGUAGACAGGAGUUUGCCCAACCCCAGGCCCUGAAGAGCCACUUCAAGAGUCACCGGAGCACUCCCGACACCUUCCCCUGCCCGGAGUCUGGCUGUGCGUUCUUGGCAGAAGAUCGCAAGGGUCUGCAGCACCACCUGAGGCUGGCCCACACCGCAGUUCCUGUGCCGUGUUCUUUCCGGGGCUGCCCCCUGCUCUUUGGGAGCCAGCAGGGCAUGGAGCUGCACCGGCAGGCCCAUUACCCUUUCCACUGCAACCACUGCAGCUUCAUGGGCUCCAACGUCAAGCUCUUCCGGCAGCAUCAGCGGAACCACGGGGCCGGGACGCAGGGAGAACUGUCUGCCCAGCAGAGUCCUCCAUCCCAGGAGCUGCUGCCAGCCCCCAAACUGCCCCCUAGAGAGGAAGAGCCGUCAGAACGAGCAGAUACGCCCUUGCCCAGGCAGGAGUCAGCAGACGAGGAGGACGUGGAGGAAGAAGAGGAGAGUGGUGCCCUGAAGGACACCCAGAAAGCCCUGGAGAAAGGCCAGGGGCCUCAGCAGUUAGAAGGGGAUGUGGCUUCUGGCCCCGGGUCCCUCUUCAAGACCCACAUGUGCCCAGAGUGCAGGCGCUGCUUCAAGAAGCGGACGCACCUGGUGGAGCACCUGCAUCUCCACUUCCCAGACCCCAGCCUCCAGUGCCCCAGCUGCCAGAAGUUCUUCACCAGUAAGAGCAAGCUCAAGACCCAUCUGCUGCGGGAGCUGGGCCAGAAGGCCCACCGCUGCCCUCUGUGCCAUUACAGCGCGGUGGAGAGGAAUGCGCUCAACCGCCACAUGGCUAGCAUGCACGAGGACAUUUCCAACCUGUACUCGGACACCUACGCCUGCCCCGUGUGCCGCGAGGAGUUCCGCCUCAGCCAGGCCCUGAAGGAGCACCUCAAGAGCCACACGGCGGCGGCCGCCGCGGGGCCCUUGCCCCUUCGCUGCUUUCAGGAGGGCUGCAGCUACGCGGCCCCCGACCGCAAGGCCUUUGUCAGGCACCUGAAGGAGAGCCACGGCGCGCGGGCCGUGGAGUGCCGCCAUCACGCCUGCCCCCUGCUCUUCGCCACGGCCGAGGCCAUGGAGGCGCACCACAAGAGCCACUACGCCUUCCACUGCCCGCACUGUGACUUUGCCUGCUCCAAUAAGCACCUGUUCCGCAAACACAAGAAGCAGGGCCACCCGGGCAGCGAAGAGCUGCGCUGCACCUUCUGCCCCUUCGCCACCUUCAACCCGGUGGCCUACCAGGACCACGUGGGCAAGAUGCACGCCCACGAGAAGAUCCAUCAGUGCCCCGAGUGCAGCUUCGCCACUGCCCACAAGAGGGUGCUCAUCCGCCACAUGCUGCUGCACACGGGUGAGAAACCUCACAAGUGUGAGCUCUGCGACUUCACGUGCCGAGACGUGAGCUACCUGUCCAAGCACAUGCUGACCCACUCCAAUGCCAAGGAUUACAUGUGCACCGAGUGUGGCUACGUCACCAAGUGGAAGCACUACCUCAGUGUGCACAUGCGGAAACACGCAGGGGACCUCAGGUACCAAUGCAACCAGUGCUCCUAUCGUUGCCACCGGGCCGAUCAGCUGAGCAGCCACAAGCUGCGCCACCAGGGCAAGUCCCUGAUGUGCGAGGUGUGUGCGUUCGCCUGCAAGCGGAAGUACGAGCUGCAGAAGCACAUGGCCUCCCAGCACCACCCGGGCGCGCCGGCGCCGCUCUACCCCUGCCGCUACUGCAGCUACCAGAGCCGCCACAAGCAGGCGCUGCUGAGCCACGAGAACUGCAAGCACACGCGCCUGCGGGAGUUCCGCUGCGCCCUCUGUGACUACCGCACCUUCAGCAACACCACCCUCUUCUUCCACAAGCGCAAGGCCCACGGCUACGUGCCCGGCGACCAGGUGUGGCAGCUCCGCUACGGCGGCCAGGAGCCAGAGGGGCCCGGGCCAUGCCCGACCCCCCCACCCGACUCCGAGCCCCCGGGCCAGCCGCCCGCCCAGCCUGCAGGGCCAGACCGUGACCCUGGGCCCGUGGUGGAGCCCCCCCUGGACCCGGCGCCGCCGGAGACCAGUGAGGAGGAGAGCGCCGGCAGACCGGAUGGCAGUGAGGUUCCGCCGGGGGCCGAGCUGGUUGGCAGCCCCAGUCCGGCGGAGGUCGAUGAGGCGGGCUGCACGCUACACCUGGAGGCCCUGGGGGUAGAGCUGGAACCUGUGGCCGAGCCACCCCUUGAGGGGAUGGCUGAAACCGCCCCUGUGGCGUUCAGGCCCCUGGAUGCCUCAGGGCCCCUGAGACUGGAAGGGCCAGAGGAAACUUUGACACAGCUGUCUACCUUUGAAGGUGCCGGAACUUCUGGCUUGGGUGCCGAAGAAAAGCCCGUUCUGGAAAAGCCAGUUCCUGAGGCCCCCCAAAAUGCCCCUUCCUCAGAGGAGCCCCCUGGCAGCUGGGCGGGAACCUUCAAGGCCGCUCUGGCUGCCGAGAGCGCCCCCCUCCCCCAGUUCCCGGAGUCAGAGUCCUUACUCAGGGCCCUCCGGAGGCAGGACAAAGAGCAAGCGGAGGCUCUGGUCCUGGAGGGGCGGGUUCAGAUGGUGGUGAUCCAGGGAGAGGGGCGGGCUUUCCGCUGCCCGCACUGCCCGUUCAUUACCCGCCGGGAGAAGGCCCUGAGUGUGCACUCCAGGACGGGGUGCCAGGGCCGCCGAGAGCCCCUGCUGUGCCCCGAGUGCGGGGCCAGCUUCAAGCAACAGCGCGGCCUUAGCACCCACCUGCUGAAGAAGUGCCCCGUUCUGCUCAGAAAGAACAAGGCUUUGCCCACACCGGGUUCACCCCUCCGUCUGCAUCCCCUGCCCCCGGGCACCCAGGGCUCCGAGGAUGCAGAAGGUGGGAAGUGCCCGCCUGCACCGUUAGAAGUAGAGCUGGUGCUCCCCAAAGAUGCUGCUGCCGCGCUUCCUAAGGAGCCCGAAGAAGUAGAGGAGCCUCCUGGCAUGCUCUGCGUCUCCGCAGCCCCUCCCGCGGGGAGCACCUCACCCGCAGAGACCCCCGAGAAGUUCCACUUCGAGCAGGGCAAGUUUCACUGCAACUCGUGCUCGUUCCUGUGCUCUCGGCUCUCCUCCAUCACCUCUCACGUGGCCGAAGGCUGCCGGGGGGGACGCGGCGGGGCAGCAAAGCGAGGGGCCUCCCUUCUGAGCAGCGGGGACUCGGCCUGCGCGACCGGGGGGAGCGCGGAGUGCAGCCCAGGCAGUGGGGACCCAGCUCUGGCUCCCAAGCAGAAGGGGGCCCGCUUCUCCUGCCCCACGUGUCCCUUCAGCUGCCAGCAGGAGCGGGCCCUGAGGACUCACCAGAGCCGGGGCUGCCCCCUGCAAGAGCCUGGAGAGCUGCAGUGUGGCCUCUGCGCUUUCAGCAGCCCCGCCGCCGCCGCCCUGAGGCUCCACCAGCAGCGGAGGCACCCCGCCGCCGCGCCGGCCCGCGGGCCCCGGCCCCCGCUUCAGUGCGCGGACUGCGGCUUCACCUGCAAACAGAGCCGCUGCCUGCAGCAGCACCGGCGCCUCAAGCACGAGGGCGUGAAGCCCCAUCAGUGCCCCUUCUGCGACUUCUCCACCACGCGACGGUACCGGCUGGAGGCCCAUCAGUCCCGGCACACGGGUGUGGGCCGCAUCCCCUGCAGCGCCUGCCCGCAGACGUUCGGGACCAACUCGAAACUGCGCCUGCACCGGCUGAGGGUCCACGACAAGACGCCCACCCACUUCUGCCCGCUCUGCGACUACAGCGGCUACCUGCGCCACGACAUCACCCGCCACGUCAACAGCUGCCACCGGGGCGCCCCCGCCUUCGCCUGCCCCCAGUGCGAGGCCCAGUUCAGCUCGGAGACGGCGCUCAAGCAGCACGCCCUGCGCCGCCACCCCGAGCCGCCGCCCGCCGCGCCGGGCCCCGCCGCCGAGGCCGCCGCCGCCGGCCCCCUGCGCUGCGCCCGCUGCGGGCUGCUGUGCCCCAGCCCGGCCAGCCUGCGGGGACACACGCGGAAGCAGCACCCGCGCCUGGAGUGCGGGGCCUGCCGGGAGGCCUUCCCCAGCCGGCCGGCCCUGGACGAGCACCGGCGGCGGCGGCACUUCAGCCACCGCUGCCAGCUGUGCGACUUCGCGGCGCGGGAGCGCGCCGGCCUGGUCAAGCACUACGUGGAGCGGCACGAGGGCGAGGCGGCCGGCCAGCCCCCCCUGCGCUGCCCCUUUUGUGACUUCGCGUGCCGCCACCAGCUGGUGCUGGACCACCACGUGAAAGGGCACGGCGGCACCCGGCUCUACAAGUGCGCCGACUGCGCCUACAGCACCAAGAACCGGCAGAAGAUCACCUGGCACAGCCGCGUCCACACGGGGGAGAAGCCCUACCGCUGUCACCUCUGUCCCUACGCCUGUGCCGACCCCUCCCGCCUCAAGUACCACAUGCGGAUCCACAAGGAAGAACGGAAGUAUCUGUGCCCCGACUGUGGCUACAAGUGCAAGUGGGUCAACCAGCUCAAGUACCACAUGACCAAGCACACAGGGCUGAAGCCAUACCAGUGUCCCGAGUGUGAGUACUGCACCAACCGGGCCGAUGCGCUGCGCGUGCACCAGGAGACACGGCACCGGGAGGCGCGGGCCUUCAUGUGUGAGCAGUGCGGCAAGGCUUUCAAGACACGCUUCCUGCUGCGCACCCACCUCCGCAAGCACAGCGAGGCCAAACCCUACGUGUGCAACGUGUGCCGCCGUGCCUUCCGCUGGGCCGCCGGCCUGCGCCACCACGCCCUCACGCACACCGACCGCCACCCCUUCUUCUGCCGCCUCUGCAGCUACAAGGCCAAGCAGAAGUUCCAGGUGGUGAAGCACGUGCGCCGGCACCACCCCGACCAGGCCGACCCAAACCAAGGCGUGGGCAAAGACCCCGCCACCCCCACGGUGCACCUGCACGAUGUGCAGCUGGAGGAGCCCAGCCCCCCUGCUCCUGCCGCUCCCCCACCCGCGCCCGAGGGCUGAGAGCCCACGCGGCCUCCUGGGGGGCGUGGGCCGAGCCGUGCCGGCUGGAAGCAGAGCUCGCCUGCGGCUCGGGGCCUGAGGAAGGGCUGGCUUCGAGGAGCCCGGGCGGCCAGAGGCCUCCGGGGACUCAGGCUGUAGCACUGUGACGCUGAUGGCCACAUACCCGAGUGACAUGGACCACAAAUUGAUUUCCGGUUGGGGCACACUGUGUUUCUAACCCGUGAGUGCCCGACUCCUUCAUCGCCCCCCCAGAGUCCCUGGCUCUGCGACCUUGGUUUGACGCAUUCUCUCUUCCCCUGCCUCCUUGCUCUGCCAAGUCCGCACAGUGUAUCUAACUGCAUGUGCUGUCGCGCCGGCUGCUCUCUAAAGCAUGUUAAACAGAACGGUUCCUAUCUUACCGACGCGUCCACGUCCCUGACUCAACACGGCCAGGCUGUCCUGUCCAUCUGCCCCGUUCCCUCUCAGACCUCUGCGUCUCCUCUGUCUCCUUCCAUCUUCGCCGAGGGAUUCCGAAACGUUCCCGGGUCUGCCUUCUCUCUCUGUCCUUGAGCCUGUCUUGGCCCUUGCCCUGCUACUUAUUUCUGAGCCCCUUGGUCUGCCUGUAGACCCAGGAAGCCUCCCGCCCCGGAAGCAGCUUUAAUUCAGCCUCUCUCCUCAGCCUGGCUUGGCAGCUGCACGGGAGUUAAAGCACGAGACAGUGUGAAAGGCACGGGACUUGGGGGAGGCGGGGGGCCCAGGGAGAACCUCUAAUCCAGAAUUCUGUGAGUACCUCACGGUGACCAUAUGCUUAAUCAUUGAAACUGGGACACGCUGGGAAAAUGAAGAAGAGUACUUCUAGUCAUUAUAUCGGGACAGUAGACAUAAACUGGGACUAUUCCGGGCAAACUCUCGGGAGGGCUUGGAUCACAUAACCCUUUUUCUCCUCCUUUUGCCCUUAGGAGCCAUAUUUCUGUACCCUUCUAUGUAGCAC
This is a messenger RNA of Mirounga angustirostris (Northern elephant seal), 6654 nucleotides long. It is a transcript of the gene ZNF142, whose product is annotated as zinc finger protein 142. NCBI's taxonomy places the organism in Eukaryota, Metazoa, Chordata, Mammalia, Carnivora, Phocidae. The transcript is spliced from 9 exons. Gene Ontology annotation, molecular function: DNA-binding transcription factor activity, RNA polymerase II-specific; RNA polymerase II transcription regulatory region sequence-specific DNA binding. The coding region runs from base 177 to 5684 and encodes 1835 amino acids. Gene Ontology annotation, biological process: regulation of transcription by RNA polymerase II. The record is from RefSeq and is a predicted model, not a curated record.